AUGUCGCUGACUGUUCGGAGUCCUGAGCACGGCGCUCGAGCCUCGCGAUGUCGCAAACUCAUUCGCACAUCAGACCAUUGUUGCGGCUUCCCCUCGCAGUAUAGGCACCCCUUGGGACAUCUUGGAUACCUUUUAUUCCUCCUUGAACAUCACAAAACCGCUGGUUCGAUUCUUCGCCGAUAUUUCUGAACCUAUCACAACAAGCAACUCUCGAGCUGCAUCAUCUCUGGUCAAACCUUGCCGAGCCCAGUCUUCAAUCGAAUGGCAUCAACGAUCGUCGAAGUUAGUGCUCUUCUCUCUGAGGCCCUGGGCCCAGAGGGGGCAGCCGAAUGGAUGAAGCUAUGUAGGUUCCUCCUGUGCUCUGGUGGCUUGGUGCCAGGUUUUGAUUUUUGAUCCGACCUCGACAGACGGAGACUUUAUGAUCGAGGCUCUCGCAACCAACAAGAACCCCUACCCGAUAGCAAUCGCUUCCGUCGAAAAGGGGCUUUACCUUCGCGUUUCCGUGGCGGUGGUCAAUCAGUUCCGAUUCCUCAUUGCGCUAUUUACGGUAUCACUGGCCUUCGUCUUGCUGGGCUUUGUCUUGCGGCUCUUUCAAGGUCGAUUCUGGCUCUAUUACCGUAUCGACUCACGUGUUACGAUACCGAACAUCCUCGUGCAUUACAGCAUCUGGGCUGUGUGCUUUAUCGCUCGUGAGUUGAGACCUAUGUUGCCACCCUCCAACUUGAGACUCUGCACUGAUAAAUAAGCAAAUUUCGCCCAGUGAGCAUCUUCGGAUUGGAUACGACCAUCAAGUGUGCAUCCGGCACCCGUACACCAGGUUGGUACAUCAGUCUUCAAGGCAUCUUACCACUGGCGCUCUUUCUUGGGCAAUACAGCGAGGUCUGGGCGACCGCAGCUGGCUAUGCGAUCCGCAGGUACGGCGUGCACAACGGCGACCCGCCUUUAGUCUCGUUGGCAUUCACCUUCUUGCCAGCCCUGUGCCCCCUGGUCAUUCUCGUCCCUUCUAUUGCCACGUUCGUGCUCGCCGCGCAAAAUUUCGCACAAGUCGGGACUUCGGGUGCCGCGGUCUUGCUGUCGCUGAAGAUCUCUGCCGAGUCGUGGGUCCCCGGCGAGGGGCUUGUGCUUUCGCAACUUGAGCCAAGUUUGCACAACCUUGGACUCAUGAUGAAAGCUGCCCGCUGGCACGCGCACUACACCAAGAUUGCUUUCGCCUACACUGGUGUUUCCUUAUCCAUCAUGUUUGCAGUGAGUUUUUCCCUGACUGUCUGAGAGGACCCAGGUUGAACCCUCUUGGCUUGAGCUGAUUUCUCUUCCAUUGAACCACUUUUUCUUCUCGAACAUGCAGUUGUACGUGAUGGCCGCCAUUGUCGAAGUAGGACAGCUACGUAGUCAGGCAAAACACCUGAAGUCGAUCGCGAGAGUCGGAGCUGAGCCUGACACCGACUCUGGAGCACCUUCCUCCCCCGUGGGCUCACCCCGAGAAGCUGCCCAUCGUCUCAAUGAUCGGCCUUGUGCUCAACUCAGGUACGCUUGCAUGGACUUGUAGUCACUUACGGGACAAGGAGAAGUACUUAUGACAGACCUGCAUUUCUUGAAACACAGAGCGCAAUCCGAGCUCGUCGAAUGGGCCGCCUCGAACCGGCUCUUGACGGCGACGCUCAUUUCCUUGACGCUGCUGGUGAACGCGGCAUUCGCUUUCUGGUUCGCGACCAAGCCCAUCUCGCUCGCCAACAAUAACCAUCGUUUUUCGACAAUUGUGCUCGUAUCGGCCUGGGUCAACUCGACCCUGUUGACCUUGGUCGCAAUUCUGAUCCUUUUCCGAUCACUGGACGGCUCGAACCCAGCGGCGAAGCGGAUGAUCAAGAUCUUGCCUUGGAUGACUCGUUUGCUCCCGCCCUCGGUCGGAUUGGAUCGUCUUCAAGAUGCGACGUACGAAGAUCCGGCCAGCACGAAGCUUCAUAAUCCCAUCGAACAACCUACCACCGUGGUCAAGCUCAAGGCCAAUACGGCGCCAGCGAACGAGGACUCCCUGUCUGAGAAGAGUGCGAUGACCCAUUUCCCGCACUCUGCUCAAAGGCACUCCUUUCAUAGCUCCGAAAAGAACGCGUCGGAUAAGUCAGGAUCGAUGUCCGCUAACGGUAAUAGAUCUGUCUGA
Messenger RNA from Microbotryum saponariae, 2155 nucleotides. The record is from the annotation of a GenBank genome assembly. NCBI's taxonomy places the organism in Eukaryota, Fungi, Basidiomycota, Microbotryomycetes, Microbotryales, Microbotryaceae.